Molecule: messenger RNA, 1272 nt
Organism: Sinocyclocheilus rhinocerous
Lineage: Eukaryota; Metazoa; Chordata; Actinopteri; Cypriniformes; Cyprinidae
Product: adipolin
Exons: 7
Coding region: 44-784 (246 amino acids)
Molecular function (GO): hormone activity
Source: RefSeq, a predicted model, not a curated record
GCAGGUCAGUGAGAACCAGAGAGUGGACCCUCUUGGAUCAUGGAUGGAUUUUGUGAAGAGACCUGUGGGCAACUUUCCCGGAAAAUGCCGAAAGCGAAAACGACCACUGCCUGGUCCCCCGGGCCCUCCUGGACCUCCAGGGCCUCAGGGACCCCCAGGAUCCCCUGGGGCAGAGGUCACUCAAGAAGUCCUGCUGCAAGAGUUCAAAGAAAUGAUCAAAGAGGCCACAGAGAAGCGAGCAGCAGUGGACAAGCCCAACGAACCCAGUCAGCUGCCCACGGCUCUGAUUACCCUAGAGAGUAUGACCUCCUACAGGAGAAUCGAGGAAGCCUUCCACUGCAAACUCAAAGGCCCUGUCGUUGUGGACAAAAAGACUCUGGCUGAACUGCAGAACUUUCAGACACCUCCUGCCAAAGGUGCCUUCCUCAGAGGGACGGGGAUGGAUCAGUCCACUGGCCGAUUUACAGCUCCUGUAACUGGAAUUUAUCAGUUCUCUGCCAACGUUCAUAUUGACCACACUGAGGUGAAGAAAAGUAAGAACCAGCUGAGAGCCAGAGACAAUGUCCGAGUUUUGAUCUGCAUUGAAUCACUCUGCCACAGAUAUACAUCCUUGGAAAUGAUUGUUGGCCUUGAGAGUAACAGCAAGAUAUUUACAGUAUCUGUCCAUGGACUGCUGGAACUUCAGGCCGGGCAGUACACCUCCAUAUUCGUGGACAAUGCAGCUGGAGCAUCGACCACAAUACAGAAUGGUUCAGAUUUCAUGGGCAUGUUGUUGGGGGUAUAGUCUUGUUUUAUAGCCAGACUAUAUCUGGCAGGCCACGUAAGACUGCAUAGCUCCUCUUUGGACUAUCAUCCAGCACCAUAUAGCCUCAUGAGACAAUAUGUGACUGCUACAAAGCUCUCGGCUUGCUCAUGGACGAGACAUGGACAUAUUAAAACCCACAAAGCAGAGACAGUUGAAUGCAAAACUGAAAGACUUUACUGAGGACAGUCGUUCCACAUCUGCCUCUCUCAUGUGCCGUCUACAGUGAGGUUUUUACCUCUUCAGAAAGAUCAGUUCUCACUGUUUCCACUCACCAUGUUCUAUUUUGUGAUUAAUAGAUGUAUACAAAGAGAUUUUUGUAUUUUGACAUUGUGUUGUUAUGUCCUUCCUCUUAAUUAAUAGUGUUUAUACAGAAUGUUUAUAUACACAGUUUGUUUUCUAUGGUGAGAGGUUUUCUACAAUACAAGAGCUAAACUAUUUUGGAUUAGUCUUGAAGGAAUAUUUCACCC